This is a messenger RNA of Drosophila innubila, 524 nucleotides long. It is a transcript of the gene levy, whose product is annotated as cytochrome c oxidase subunit 6A, mitochondrial. The transcript is spliced from 2 exons. Lineage: Eukaryota; Metazoa; Arthropoda; Insecta; Diptera; Drosophilidae. The coding region runs from base 63 to 392 and encodes 109 amino acids. Gene Ontology annotation, cellular component: mitochondrial inner membrane. Gene Ontology annotation, biological process: mitochondrial electron transport, cytochrome c to oxygen. Gene Ontology annotation, molecular function: enzyme regulator activity. The record is from RefSeq and is a predicted model, not a curated record.
CAUCUCUAUAUUGUAUAAGGUAAUUUUUAUUUCAGAAGGCGAACGAAAGUAAUACGUAAAUUAUGUCGUUCGUUUUGAACAAUGCAAUUCGCCGCCAAAUUGGCGCUACUGCCGCCAGGAACAUGUCCGGCACAGCCGCCGUGGCUGGAGAGCACUCAGGUGGCUAUAAGGUGUGGAAGCGUCUGUCCUUCUUCGUGGCCGUGCCAGCUGUUGGCCUGUGCAUGCUGAACGCCUACUUGAAGCACCAGGAAGAGCACGAUCAUCCUCGCCAAGAGUUCGUCAAGUACGAUUACCUGCGUCGCCGUGAGAAGCGUUUCCCCUGGGGCGAGGGCAACAAGAGUCUGUUUCACAACCCCCAUGCCAACCCCCUGCCCGAUGGUUAUGAGGAAUAAGCAAAUUCCAAAGCUCGUUGGCUAAAUAACACUCUAUGUAUUUAACAUAAUGUAAGCUGAAUUCAAUGUGGAAAUACACGCAAAACCAAAACAAACUUCACUGAAUAAAAGAGUGACAAAUAUGUUAUUCAA